AAAACCCGCGUCUUUGACUCGCUCCGGCCCCCGUCCCGUGCCAUCCGGCUCCCUUGAGUCCAAACCCAGCAACCGGACCGGCGAAUCUCGGCAGGCACCACCGCCCAGCAAGCAGCCGCCGUCGAGACUGGCGAUGACUGCCGGCGGCGCGAGCGCGGGCGCGGUCCGGCGGGCGGUCGACAGGGCGUGCGCGGCCGCCAGGGGGGCGCGGCGCGCGCUAGCGCGGUUCGCGCCGCGGCCGUCGGCGUUCGGCGCGGCGGCCGACGCGGAGGCCGCGGCGGUGCGCGGGGUCCGCAACGCGCGCACGUUCCGGUACCACUACGCCGCGCUGCAGUGGGCGCUCCUCCUGGCGUCGCUGGCCGCGGCGGGGCACCGGGCGUCGGUGCUCUUCCUCAUGGCCGCCUCCAAGGUCCUCCUCGUCUGCCUCGGCCUCCUCGCGCCGUUCCCGCGCUUGGCGCUGCUCCGCCGGCUCGUCGCCGCGGCGUUCGUCGCGCUCGUGCUCGCCGACCUCGCCGCGGCCGGCGCGGUCGCCAACCUCAUGGCCGCGCUGGCGGUGGGCGUCCCGGUCAUCGUGCUCCACGCCUCGUUCCGCGUCCGCGACGACCUCGAGGGGCCUUCCACGGAGAACGGCGAGGAGGAGGAGGCGGACGAGGAGGCGGCGGUCGUGGAGAAGAGGGAGGACGGCGAUACGGAGGCAGGCCCCACGCGGCGGUCCACGGCGGUCGCGCCACGAUCGCCAAAGUGACGGACGGUGCGAGCUAGGCGGCUGGCUGAUCGAUCAGACGAUUCAGAGUCUUGGUCAAAACUGUCUCACUCUCACGAUCUUGACUGCUUCUUGAUAUAGAUCAAUCAUACUACUGGUACUCGUAUUUUUGGCCGAAGUUUCGAAUCGAAUCGGCUGAUACUCCUAUAACAACUGGACGAUGAAUGAGGAUUACGUAGACCCGAUGUGGAUGCAUCUAUUUCCUUAGUAUAUCUGCUGGACUAAUCUUUGAUCAUAUAUACACUUAGCAGAAAGGAAUGAAAUACAUAAUCAAAAUUGGCACUCGGAUUUACUGUGACAUACAUUUUGUCAGUGCAUCGAUCUGAACACUGAAUGCGAGCUUGCAUUCAUCUUGACCGCAGCGACGGGUGAACGGCUCUGUUCGCACCGCCAGUCCUGCAAUGUACUAGUGUAAACAACUAAUAUCUCUCUAAUUAUCUAAUCUAGCAUAGGGAUCCCCGAGAAGUUUUCUACCGUUUCCACCACAUGGCGCAUUUGUGUUGCUGCGAUUGUGAUUGUGUGCUUGUUUGCAUUUGCUUGUUUGAAACACAAGUUUCUGAAUUUAGGCCUUUUUUUUUGGUAUGCGAUGCAAAUAUAAGAGCAUCUUCAAUAGGUGAUGUAAAAUAACAGCACAAAAACUGCUUGAUGUGAAUUAUACAUCACCAAAAACGUUAUUUUUACAUCACGGAAAGUGUCCAACUCCAACGGGUGAUGUAUUUUAGGGCACGAGGUCCCCAGUAGAUGAUGUAUUUUAGUCACUCAAACUUCUUCUUCUUCGUUGAUCUCGAUAUCGGCGGCUCCUCUUCCACGACCGGCGGAGGUGGCGGCCGCGGCGGGAGGCGGCGACACGUAGCCUUUGUGGCGCGGCCACCUCGUCGCUACGGCACGACGACCUUCUUCUUGGCUUGCGCGGCUGUGGUGGAUGGCCAUGUAGGCGCAAAUCCACCUCCUC
Messenger RNA from Triticum dicoccoides, 1715 nucleotides. RefSeq lists its product as uncharacterized. The record is from RefSeq and is a predicted model, not a curated record. The transcript has a single exon. Bases 134 to 745 code for a protein of 203 amino acids. Lineage: Eukaryota; Viridiplantae; Streptophyta; Magnoliopsida; Poales; Poaceae.